This is a messenger RNA of Oncorhynchus mykiss (rainbow trout), 7328 nucleotides long. RefSeq lists its product as uncharacterized. Gene Ontology annotation, molecular function: extracellular matrix structural constituent. The record is from RefSeq and is a predicted model, not a curated record. Lineage: Eukaryota; Metazoa; Chordata; Actinopteri; Salmoniformes; Salmonidae. Gene Ontology annotation, cellular component: extracellular matrix.
GUGGUGUGUUUGCGCGCGAGCUCUUCUUGAAUGAGAGAAGGUGGAGAGGUUGCCACAGAUGCUUUUAGAGAGAGAUAUUCAAAACAAUUCAGCUAGUGAUAUAUUCAUGAAAUAUACAUAUUUGUCUCAGAACUGAAGUGAUUUUGCCUUCAUUGAUUUAUAAGUGAGAGGUUUUGAGUGAAAGGGAAACCUUUGACUUUACCAAAAAUGCAUAGCGCCGUUGGAUGUUUCCGCCUCCCCAUCCCAUCAACCUGAGGACGCAUUUAUUUACCAGUAAUACAUUGUUCGACGUUAAUUGAUUUAAACAGUUUAGGACUUUCUGAUAUUGAAGGAAAAUGUUGCUCUGGGUGGUGAAGUGGACAUGUUGUCUACUAGUGCUCUUCAAAAUCAGCGCUGCCUCUGUUGACGCUGGACGCACAGACUCUCCUGGCGAGUCAGGGUCGGGGAUGCUACCAACAGAGGAGGUGAACCUUCUAGAAGAACUCUCGCUGCAGGUGUCCAACAGCAGCAAUGCCUCCAUGUCUCUGGAUGCUGAGAGGUGUCCGGUGCUGCAGGUGGGACAGUACUCCACCCUGGCCCUGCCCCUAGCUGAACUCUUCACUGACGGGUUUGCAGAUGAGUUCAGCCUAUUGGUGCAGCUGCGGAGCCCUCAGCUAGACGAACACAGUGUGCUCACCCUGCUUAGCCACGACAGCCACAUCCUGCUGCAGCUGCGCAUCAGCGCGUACACACUCACCUUCAUCGGCACGCAACAGCGCCUCUAUGAGUUCCCGGUCAGUAGUCUGUCUGACGACCAGUGGCACCAUGUGGCUGUGAGUGUGUCAUCCGCUAGACUGGCGCUGUAUGUGGAUUGUGCCCUGGUGGAGCGUGUGGACUGGGUGUACCAGGGUAUGGGAAUCACCCCUGACGGUCUACUCAUGGUGGGGGGCAUCGUAGAGGGCUUCGAGACACCAUUUGAGGGCCAACUCCGACAGCUGACGUUCCUGAUGGGCGACCCAGACGCUGCCCAACACCACUGCACUCUCCACACUGUCCAGUGUGGGGGGGCUGCCUCCAAGCCCCCCCGCUCACCACGGACCGACCACACAAUGGAGGAGCUCCUGCUGUCCUCAAAUGACCUGGAAGACCUGUUAGAGCGAUCCAAGGAUUCCUCUUUCUUGGAUGUGGAGGUGGGGGAGACUGAUGUGUUUGGGCAGACUGGGAGUCAGCGUGGGGACGGGACAUGGGGUCCCCACCAGAAAGGUAUGGUGGGACGAGGAGACGUCUUUGUGGUGGACGAAGACACAGACCUGGCUGAUCCAAAUCUCCACGGGGGACACCUUAAUCCUCAGUGGAAACCCAGCAGGCAGGGCCCUAAGGACAGCCAUGAGGGCAAGCAUGAGCCCUCCUCCAAACUCCUGGACGAGAACAUCACCACGGACAAGAAGUCGGCAGACUCUGGAGGGAAGGGCAUUGGCCUGUUUCCCGGGAAACCCUCGGAUGACAUCAUUAUUGAUUUGGAUCCUGUGUCUUCCUCGAAGAAGCCUUCCAUUGUUAAGACUCCAAUAAAGACCCCCCUGGACCCGGAGCACCCAGACUUUAACCUGUUGAGGCAGGAGGUGGAGGGGCCCCAGACCCCCUCACGGACCGCCCUCGCCCCCACCUCAGUGCCCCCUGCCACCCCUAUAGAAGCUGUCACUGAGGAGAGGAGACCCACCACACACAUCCCCACCCAACCUGACCCAAACCCUGACUGUGCUAUCACUGUGGAAGGAGGAACAGAGCGCUCAGGCACUGUGACCAUCGUAUCCAGAGAAGGGGACCUGGUUCUGGGCUCUGAUGGCCAGAUGUAUAGGGUCCAGAGAGGGCCCCCAGGCAUAAUGGGGCCCCCAGGAAAGGAGGGUUUUGCUGGCUUGCGUGGGUUCAAAGGUGACAAGGGCCAGCUGGGGUCUGAGGGGCGUGCAGGGCGACAGGGGGAUCCAGGCCCCCCUGGCCCACCUGGCCUGCCCUCUUUCUACCUGUGGAAGAGCACUGUUGAGGAGUGGGCUACUUUUCAGCAAACUUCUUUCUACCAGUUGCUCAGCGCUGGCUGGCCUAGGGAGCAGGGACCCCCAGGACCAGCUGGGGAGAUGGGGAAGCCAGGCCCACAGGGGCCAACAGGUGAUCCUGGCCAACGAGGGCCUCCAGGAGUAAUGGGAGAAAUGGGUGAGCCGGGGCCAAAUGGCGUGGCGGGCAGAGCAGGGCUCCAUGGGAAAGAUGGAGCGAAUGGGCAGGACGGUCAGCCUGGGACGCUGGGUGAUCCCGGGCGACAGGGACCCUUCGGGUACAGGGGAGACGGCGGUUCCAAGGGAGAAAAGGGGGAGGAGGGCCUUAUUGGAGCAAUGGGUCGAAGAGGCCGAAUGGGAGAACGAGGCGAGAAGGGUUCCAUUGGUUUACCAGGCCGUCGCGGUUUUGUUGGUCCACGUGGACCUCAGGGAGUCAGAGGGGCCACUGGCCCAGAGGGGCUCCCCGGCCCUGAUGGGGAGGCUGGGUUUGAUGGGCCUCCAGGGACUCCUGGGUCAAUGGGAGCCGCUGGUUUCACAGGCUCUGUCGGCGCUCAGGGAGUUAACGGCUCAAAGGGAGAGUUGGGCCUUGUUGGAGUUGUUGGCCCCAGAGGCCCACAGGGGCCCCAGGGUUUAGAUGGUGAGAGUGGGCCUCCAGGUCUCAGGGGAAUUCAGGGACAGCUUGGGAUGAGUGGUGCCGCUGGUCCGAAAGGUGACCCUGGACCAAUGGGGAUGAUGGGUAUCCGGGGUGAGCUAGGGUUCGAGGGACCCAUGGGCCCACUGGGAAUACAAGGUCCAAUGGGUUUCCCUGGUAUUACUGGAAAAAGAGGACCAGAUGGGGAUAAGGGAGACCCUGGACCAAAGGGGGAGAGAGGUGUUCAGGGUGCUUCGGGUAUCCAAGGGCCUCAGGGAGAGAGGGGUCCCAGUGGCCCCCCUGGCUUUACAGGGCUCAAAGGUCAAUCUGGCACUAAAGGCAUUGAGGGGGAGAAUGGAGAAACUGGCCCUCAGGGAAAACUGGGCAGAGAGGGGCUGAAGGGGAAUAGAGGGACAGAUGGGCGCAACGGCAAGCCUGGACACAGAGGGAACAAGGGUCGCGUGGGUCAGAGAGGGAAUGUUGGCCAGCCUGGUCAACCGGGCUUGCCAGGCCCUCCCGGGACAGAGGGACCAGAAGGAAAGCCUGGUACACAGGGUCUCUCUGGUUCGGUGGCAAUAGCUGGCAGUAAAGGCCUAAAGGGAUUCCAGGGCAUUGCUGGAGAGCCAGGUCCAGACGGCCCCUCAGGACCUCCGGGCACACCUGGACGGAUAGGACCAACAGGUAUCCCUGGGCCGCUGGGAGAGAGGGGCUUCACUGGGAAGGAAGGUGUGGAGGGCCCACAGGGCUCAGUAGGCACGUAUGGUUUCCCGGGUAACAUGGGAAUGCGUGGUAUAACUGGUCACAUGGGAGAGAGGGGAGAGACAGGUGUGAGAGGCCUUCCUGGUCGUUCUGGGAAGCCUGGACCUCCAGGUUUAUCAGGACCUCCUGGGGAGAGAGGCCCUCCAGGACCUCAGGGUCGGCUGGGGGAUCUGGGACCCACAGGGUCAGAGGGCCUACAGGGACCCCCGGGUCUGCAGGGUUCAGAUGGAGGGACAGGGAAGCCGGGGCCCAGGGGAAGCAGAGGGCCUCCGGGGACACACGGUCCUGACGGACCAGCAGGAACCUCAGGAAUUUCAGGUGCUGGUGGACUCAUAGGACCAGCAGGGGAAAGAGGAGAAAUGGGUAUGCUGGGACCUCCUGGUGAUCUUGGUCCUUCGGGACUGGAUGGGGAACAGGGUACUCCUGGCCAAUCAGGGUUAGAGGGGCCACCAGGAACGAAAGGGGAACAGGGGGACCUAGGGCCUUGUGGGAAGUUUGGUCCUCCAGGGCAGCCUGGAGAUCGAGGUCUACAGGGGCUCAAAGGGUUGCAAGGCUCUCAUGGACAAAUGGGAAAAGAGGGUGAUGUUGGACCUACUGGCGAUGCUGGUGGUCCAGGUUUCAAAGGGGAGAAGGGUGAUGUGGGACCUCUGGGGCCAACAGGGCGGAAUGGUCCAUGGGGGGCGCUGGGGGAGAAUGGGGAGAAGGGACCAAAAGGAGAAAAGGCCCACAUCGGACUUAUGGGUCAGCCAGGAUUUAUGGGAGAAAUAGGACCUGCAGGCUUGUCAGGGCUACAGGGUAUCAUGGGCCCCAGGGGGCCUCCAGGGCCAGAUGGACCUGAAGGAGAGAAGGGCCAGUCUGGGUCUGGCGGAACCAUCGGACAACCUGGCAGAACAGGGCCUCCGGGGGUGGCUGGAGUCUCAGGGGUCAGAGGUGACCCGGGAAAGCCAGGAGCACAGGGUCCAGUUGGGAAGGUUGGGCCUGAGGGAGACUUGGGCCAUAAAGGUGAGCCAGGGCCAGACGGAGAAAAAGGGGAGCCAGGGGGAUCAAGCGAGCCAGGAGAACAGGGGCUCGACGGUCUGCCGGGCAUCAGAGGGCCACCAGCACUUCCAGGUUUAGAGGGGCCACAGGGUGAGGUGGGAUCCCAGGGGCCAGAAGGUCCCCUUGGGGUGCUGGGUGUCAGGGGAAGCCAAGGACCUGAGGGACAACAGGGACUGAAAGGAGAGAAGGGAGAUGACGGCAGAGAUGGAUCACCUGGAAAGACAGGUCACAUCGGAAGGAGGGGCAAAAGAGGCAAGGCUGGAAUCAGGGGCACAAGAGGAGAGAGGGGACCAAAGGGGAAAAGGGGAAAUGUGGGAUUGAUUGGUCCUCCAGGAUGGGCAGGGUCUAUAGGAAUCCCAGGCUCGCGAGGAGACGGAGGGCAUCAGGGUGACAAAGGGAGCAAGGGAGAGAAAGGGGACAUAGGGCCGCUCGGUCCGCCUGGGGGUGAUGGCCUAAAGGGUAGUCAGGGUCCUGUUGGGGUGCCAGGACAGACAGGCCCAAAGGGAGAUCAGGGGAAUAUCGGACCUUCUGGGCCAAGAGGAACACCUGGGAUGCCAGGACUACCUGGUUUGUUUGGAGAAAAGGGUUUGAAAGGAUUUGAGGGAUAUCCUGGGCAACCUGGUAAGAGGGGCCUGCCGGGGGCACCUGGACUCCCAGGACUUCCAGGUCCUUCAGUGAAUCUGACCCUCACUCAACUCAAGGACCUGAUGUAUCUGUCAGACAAGCCCAACUACCCCCUGCUCCAGACCCUGCUGGACUCUCUACACCAGGACCUGAGGCUGCUGAUGGACCCCCCUGACGGCAGCAAGGAGCACCCUGCCACCACCUGCCUGGAGCUGUGGCUCUGCCACCCCGAUUACACCAGUGGGAUGUAUUACAUUGAUCCUAACCAGGGCAGCCCUGCUGAUGCUCUCCUGGCCUACUGCAAAUUCUCUGGUACAGCCGCACACACCUGCCUUCACCCCAGAGACGCCCAGAUGCCCACGAAGGCCUGGCUUAUGGAUUCAGAGACAGACAGCUCGUUCCAAUGGCUCAGCAAACAGGAACAAGGAUUUCAGUUCUAUUAUCCAGGGGCCAAUGUGGUCCAGAUGCGUUUCCUGAGGUUGCAGAGUUGGAGAGCCUUGCAGAAGAUCACCUACACCUGCCACCCGGGACACAGACUGGGCCACACAGACAGAGAGGUCAAGUUCCUGACAGACACAAGGAGACAGAGUUACUUAGGAGCUAUUAACGACUGCAUUCCGGGAGAUGAGGUGGACUCGCUGGAGCCGCGGGAGUUUGUGUUUGAAUUUGAGGACCUCAACCUGCUUCCUGUGAGAGAUGUGGCUGUGUUCGGGGGCAGAAAUGUCACGCACGAGUUUGGCUUCAACAUCGGGCCCGUGUGUUUCAGCUAGAGAGGGAGACAUGGGGCCCAUAGGCUCAUUUCCCACCCCCUUGGACUCACCGAGGGAGGAUAAGAGACUGUGUUCAGGACCCCAAGACAGCUGGAGAACAAGAAGACAAAGGGAAUCAAUCGCUCUGGCAUUUUGUGAGGGCAUCACUCCUCUUUCCAUUUGAUAUUUUUGGUGGAGAUCAAUCAAUUCUCUAAUUGACUGGCUCCACAUAAAUUACUCUUUGAGCGUGCAUCAAUUUCCAAAGUUCUUUCGGACAAUUGUGUUUUCGUUUACAGAGACGUUUAUCAUGUAAUGAAUAAUUUAUAUAAUGUUGUUUUGAUUUCUAUAUAAAAUUGUUAUUUUUUGUAUCUUUUUCCAUUUGUUUUCACAGCAACAGUUUAUUAUGCUGUAAAGCUUUCCAUAAUAGCCAACGACCUAUUUUGUAUAUGAACAGUCCUAUGCCCUAAUGGUCUGUUUUGUGUCCGAUGCAGUGGAUUCAACCUCUCACCAAUGUGUUCCAUUUGGACACAGCUAACGUUGUCCUAUAGAUCAUCACUGACCUUCCCAAAGGUGCUCACUGACAAACCACUGCUUGUACUUCAGGCGCCAAGGAACUCGCUUUUGAGUUGUUUAACUUGUUUCUUUAGAUUAGAUAAUGACCAACCUGCUCUAAAACCCUGAUCUCUUGCAAUUAACUGAUUCCCUCCCUGUUGGCAGUGACGGAGGCAAAAAAGAAUAAUGAUUUCAGCCAUCCUUGACAUUUGUACAGUUACUGGCCUAUUUUUUAUUUGUAAAAAACCAUGUACCGCAUAUUAUCAGUGCUCGUUUCAGCUCAUUCUUGUGGUACAGUCUCAGGUGCAGUCUUGAUAUUCAACAUGGCACUGAAGCUGCUGUGCACACUACGUGAUAUAUACUACGUGCAUUCAAAACAUAACUCAAUUGAAGGGCUAUAGAUCUAUUUCAGGUGUUCUAAUAAAGAGGCAUUAUGUUGGACUGCUGGCUCUCCCGCCCAAGCACUUUAGCACUGGGCAAUUGCUUUCCAAAUCAUAAUUUCAUUCAAUCAAUUAGCCUAAGUGAAGAAGCAGCAUACCCUGUCCCUGCAGCUGCUCAGCAAUGCCAGGAUUGCUCAAGAGGUGGGUGUUCAUUAUUGGCCUGUGUUCACAAAGUGUUUCAGAGUAGGAGUGCUGAUCUCAGAUCAGUUUAGCCUUUUAAUCAUAAUUAUAUGGACCGGGGGACCUGAUCCUGGAUCAGCACUCCUACUCUGAGACUGUGAAUAUGGGCCAUUGAGAGCAGUGCAUUUAAUUUCUUUCCAUCAUAUUUUUGAUCAUAAAGCAAUUCAGCAUUGUAGUUGUCUGUCUCUACAUAUGUAGGAUCUUAAUUUGAACACUCUUUUGUUGCUGAGAAUUUGCAAACCUAUAGUCUAUUAAUGUCCAUUAAUUAUAAUCCACAUAACAAUUCACAUUACAUGUUGCUGCAGGAUUAUUUUCCUCCUGUAGCGAACUG